ACGCCAGAUUGCCAGGGUCUGGGCGAAGCAAUGCGCAGCCCUGUUGGUUAGAAAGACCCCUGGCUCUGGGGAUCUGGCCUGGUGUAGGGGGCUCUCCGAUGUCCAAACUGCGGUCCCCGCAACGUCCAGAAAAACCCAAGGUGUAUCAAGGUGUCCGGGUGAAGAUCACAGUGAAAGAGCUGCUGCAGCAAAGAAGGGCCCACCAGGCUGCCUCAGGGGCAACGGGAAGCAUGAAUCCCUCGCUCACCCCCCAGUCUAUGCUGUCCGGAGGCAGCAGUAUCCACCAUUCAGACCCCAUCGCACCAUCCCCUGCAGAACUAUAUUUUGAACCUGAACCAGUGUCUUCCACAUCCAAUUAUUUUCAACCCCGAGAAUUUUCCACAUGUAUUUCUUGUGAAGAAAAUCCAAGCUUCCUGGAUCAGAUCUUUGAUUCCUACCUUCAGACAGAGACACUUCCAGAACCUUUGCUCAACUCCACACAAAGUGUUCCCCACUUUUUCCCAGACAACUUCCAAGCAGCUCCUUUCUGCUUCAAUCAGAGCCUGACUCCAGGAUCUCCUUCAGAUUCCUCCAGUCUCUCUGGCUCCUUCGACUACAGCUGCUCACCAGCCCAGCUGCCUUCGUACAAUGCAGAGAGUUACACCUCUCCUCCUCUGGACACCCUGAGCCAUGACUGGCCAGCGCAGGACUAUUCCCACCACCACUUGCCCUCACACACCCAGCACAGGUACUUCGGCCCGGCCACACCCUCUGUCUGCUACUGUGCAUCCUGUGAGGCAGAGCACUUGAAUGUGCUCAGGGCAGCAGAGUACUUCUCCCACACAGGCACAGACUGUACAGACUUUGUCCCCUCAGAGGCCUGCACCAGCAACUUCUGUAAGAAGGAAACAAGCUGUGACAUCUGCUACAGUUAGUAGAGUCACAUCAUUUGGAACAUGGAAUAGGUAUAUCUAUUUUUCUACCACAUCUAGAUGACACUUUGCAAUAUGCAACCCACUGACAAAAUAUCCCAUGCAGUUUACAUGUCACUUUUUCAACUUGCUGACACUAACACAGGCACCCGUAUGUCCUCAAACCUGGUCCUAAAAGUCACUCUUACUUUACAUGCUCAUGGUUAAGAUGUCUGUACAGAACUUUCCAUUGUUUUACUUUUCUGUGUAAGGAACAAAUAUAUCUUUUGUAAACUAAUAAAUAAUUUUGUACAUGA
Messenger RNA from Jaculus jaculus (lesser Egyptian jerboa), 1207 nucleotides. It is a transcript of the gene Pou2af3, whose product is annotated as colorectal cancer associated 2. The transcript has 5 exons. The record is from RefSeq and is a predicted model, not a curated record. Gene Ontology annotation, molecular function: DNA binding; POU domain binding. NCBI's taxonomy places the organism in Eukaryota, Metazoa, Chordata, Mammalia, Rodentia, Dipodidae. Bases 99 to 914 code for a protein of 271 amino acids. Gene Ontology annotation, cellular component: cytoplasm.